Molecule: messenger RNA, 1427 nt
Organism: Perkinsus marinus ATCC 50983
Lineage: Eukaryota; Perkinsozoa; Perkinsida; Perkinsidae
Exons: 2
Coding region: 39-1427 (462 amino acids)
Source: RefSeq, a predicted model, not a curated record
GCUCUAGUUGAUGUGAUAAAGCCUAUCGAGCAAAUCACAUGCCUCUAGUCGCUGCGAGUACUACUCAUAACUCUACUGGUAAGCCUGCUGGAGCUGCCGUUACCACCGCCCACCUCCCCGGUAACGCUGGUGUGCCCUUCCCGAGCCAUGUUCAGCUAACUGGUGCUACUGGUCCUCACGCUGAUGAUGUCAAUGGAGGAUAUGUGCUUCAACCCUCCGGUGAGGACAACCUCGACAAGAAGUGGCAAUUCUGCUAUACAAAAAUCGCUGUGGGAAACUCCGACGGGCCCAAGAGAAUCAUGUGUUAUGGCGAAGGUCACCCGGAACUAGGGGGCCCUGAACCUCCUGGGAAGGGGUUGGCUGGCUGGGUGGUGGGCUCACUAGACGAGAGCUCGGCUGAAGGUGGUAACUUAUCUGUCGUGGCUCGGUGCGUGAAACGUGUGAACGAGUCUGAUUCUGGAUUUAGAUGGGAAAUUAAAGAUGAGCAUGGCAAGUUCAAUUCUAUUGAGACCAUGGACGCCCGCUUAGUAAUGGCUUCCCCCUCCAUCCCAACAACCGGAGCAGCACCUGCUGUCGACGCUACUGCCUUGAUCAAGAAGCAGCUACACAUCGGCAGUCCUAAGAAGCCUGAAGAUGCUUCAACGAAGCAACAACAGAAAAUCGCUCUCACCAGUCUCCUCGCUCACGCCCAAGCUCAGAUGGAGGCAGCCACCACCAGUGAUGGUGGCAUGCUCACCCAUCAACCCUCUAAUAGCGAGAGCAGUGAUAAGUCGGCCAAGCAUUCGUCUAACGACAAUUCUCGUCAUCCCACUACUCCGUUGUCCGCUAACGCCCCCGCCUUCGUACCUCGCCAUUCUUCGCUGUCUGCUACUGCGCCACCAUUCGUACCGCAUAAUAAGCAAGAGCAGAAGUCUCCCCAAUCUUCGAUCCAGUCCAAGUCCUUCGGCUCUAACACCAGCAGUAUCGAGCAGCUCUUCAGAAAUGCCCAUCUCCAACAAGGAGUACGUGUCAACGCGCAACUUCGUAAAGUUAGUUGGAACUUGGGAGCCGUCCGUGAUCAGUUGAAGACCGUAGCCCCUGGUGGAGGCUUGGUUAGUGCAACCUUUCGACUGCCCCUCGAUGACUUCACACCUGGUCCUCCGAUGAAGUUCAAGUUCUUCCCGUUCGGCAUCAACGGCAAAUCGGCUCCUGGGUGUGUUGCUGUAGAGCUGGACUGUCCUCAAGGAGCUCGUAUGAAGUUCCGUAUCAGUAUUGGUGACCUGUGUAGUGGUACAAAGGUCCUCAUGGGUAAUGCGUUCUAUGUCGACUUCGAUGCGGCCAAGCUCAACACAGACAAAGGUGACGCCUCUAAAGACAGUGGUGUAGUGCAAGCGAUAAAGUUCGACGAAUUGGUUGUCUCUUUGGAGCUACUGGAUUGGCUCCAGUAG